Messenger RNA from Aspergillus oryzae RIB40, 1755 nucleotides. RefSeq lists its product as uncharacterized. The transcript has a single exon. NCBI's taxonomy places the organism in Eukaryota, Fungi, Ascomycota, Eurotiomycetes, Eurotiales, Aspergillaceae. The coding region runs from base 1 to 1755 and encodes 584 amino acids. The record is from RefSeq and is a predicted model, not a curated record.
AUGUCCCAAACAGAAGAAGAAGACUACACGCAGUUCGUCCAAACCCAACCCCCAGCCACAAUCGCAGCAUGUCUACGCCGCGACCAACUCCUCUGCCAGGAGAAUCACCUCCCCAGUCCCCUAGCCAUGCACCUCCCAACCCAACCUUGUGAGCUCCUGGACGCAAUCUCCAAACACCUAAUCCCAGAUACCACCAUCCCAGCCCCAAUCCGCAUACUCCAAUGCCAGGGCAUCAUCAGCGGAAUCAAAGCCUCCGUAAACCAGAUGUCCUCCAUCAGAACCUGGACAGCCGAAGCCACCGAAAAAGGAACAGGGAUAAUCCCCACAACCAAAGACUUCAAAUCCGCACUUCGCGUGCUCGAAUAUCUCCAAAAAUACCCCUCCAUCUCAAUGCUAACCGGCACAAGUCCAUUCCCGGACGUGAUCGCCUCCGUGAAAACGCAACUGGCAUUCGAAGAUGGUCUCCGCGCCGUGAAUCACCUUCACACGGCCCAUAAGGAUAGCCAACUGGGCUCAAAAGCCAGUUACAAGUCCCGCAGACCGAAGCGGAAUUGCUACAUGUGUCAUUUCGAGAUCAGGACUGACGAAGCGCACGAUAUAUACCCGUCAUUGUGUCGACCGUGUGGGUCCUUUAACCUGGCUUCGUCGGCGAUCUCACAGCCCCCGAAUCUAGAUUUAGCAGGGAAGACGGCCCUGGUUACGGGCGGGAGAAUCAACCUCGGUUAUGAAACUGCGCUGCGGCUGCUCCGCUGUGGAGCCAGCGUGAUCGUGUCAUCGCGCUAUCCGCGGGACGCGGUGGUGCGGUAUGCGAGGGAGGUGGAUUUUGGGGCCUUUUCGUCGCGACUGAGGGUAGUGGGGGCGGACUUUCGCACGGCCAGAGAUGCGUUUCGGCUUGUGGAGGUUGUGAAGCGGUUACUGGAUGAUUGGGAGGGGGAUGGCAGGGAGACUGCUGGCAAGGCGCUGGAUAUUCUGGUUAAUAAUGCGGCGCAGACGCUGACGGAUCCUGUGCGCUCUGAGACGAGGGCCAUUGUACGGGAGGAGCAGUUGGAAGGAGAGAUUGGGGAGCUUGGGCUGAUUCCGGAUUAUGGGGAGCGGUAUGUGCCCAAGCUUCGGGGUGGAGUGGGCAGUGCUUGGGGGGGUAUUGAGGAUCAGGUCCGCUUGCAGAUCGCAGGGAGCGCGGAGCCAGAGUCUGUGGAAGGUCAUGGAAUGGUGCAGAAGGGUCUGGGUCCGGAUGGAAUGGCGGAGGAUGACUCGAAGUCGUCGUGGACUCAGCGUCUGGACCAGAUCCCGUAUGAGGAUGUGAUUAGCGCGCAGGCUGUGAAUGCCUUCGUGCCGCUGAUUCUAUGUCGGGAGCUUUUGCCCCGAAUGGGCGCCACGGGGAAGUCGUCUCGGCCUUUGGGAUACAUUGUGAAUGUGUCCUCGCGGGAGGGAAUCCUGGAGAGCAGGACCAAGUCUGCGAGCAAAGCUGGUCACCAUGUUCACACGAAUAUGUCCAAGGCGGCGCUGAAUAUGAUUACAGAGACGGAGAGUGAAGCGGCGUGGAAGCGGCAUGUCGCUAUGAAUACAGUGGAUCCAGGUUAUAUGAGUGCCGCACCAGAGUGUCAGCGGGCAGAUGGCUGCCCGAUUGGAUUUGAAGAUGGUGCUGCCAGGGUGCUGUGGCCGAUUGCUGUCGGAGAGCGUGAGCAUCGAGUGAUCCGCGGACGGUUUAUGAAGCAUUUCGGACACCAUGAUGCUAUUAUAUCGCGUGGAAUAUAA